AUGGAUGCUGAUGAUUACAUCGAUAUGAUAGAUUGGAAAACCAAGACAGAACCUCCACUUACGAAGAAUUUAAGUACCGAAAGGAUAUCUCAGGCCAUCACGGAAAAAUUCCGUGUCACACAUAAUCCUCUGAAAGAUGUGUUAAUUGGCCUAGACAGUGUACUUCCUUGCAAUAUCCAACAAAGGCAGUUCACUGAUCUGGAGCCUGCCUUGGAUUUUUACCAAUCCGAUUUGGUCCACACAAACCGGGACAUCUUGAAUGCGGAGUGGGAGUUAUGGAAAAGCCACUGGAAGAUUGCCCAGGUUACGCCUAAAACUGCUACUUCAGUGCUAAAGGCUUUGAAGGACGAAGAUGAUGCUUUUCCUAACAUGAAGAUUCUGCUUGGUAUAUUGGCAGUCCUCCCUGUCACAACAGCAUCAGUUGAAAGAUCAUUUUCAACACUGAAAAGACUGAAGACCUAUUUAAGAAAUUCAAUAGGUGAAGAAAGGCUCACUUCCCUUGCACUCUUAUCCAUACAUCGAGAUUUGCAAGUGAAGACAGAAGAAAUCAUCUGCCAAUACACAAGAACUCCAAGAAGGUUGCAGUUCCAUUAGUAGGGCACAUUUUCAUAUGUAUUACCAAUUCAGGAUUGUAUUGAAAGUAAACUUGCUAAUUUUGUGCACAUAAUAAAUGUUAUGAACGGAUAAAAAAUUGUAUUGAGUUUUGAAACCUUUCUAUGAACAUUACUUGUAAUAUUUAUGGG
Messenger RNA from Diabrotica virgifera virgifera (western corn rootworm), 743 nucleotides. Its product is annotated as 52 kDa repressor of the inhibitor of the protein kinase-like. The transcript is spliced from 3 exons. Gene Ontology annotation, molecular function: protein dimerization activity. NCBI's taxonomy places the organism in Eukaryota, Metazoa, Arthropoda, Insecta, Coleoptera, Chrysomelidae. The record is from RefSeq and is a predicted model, not a curated record. Bases 1 to 594 code for a protein of 197 amino acids.